This is a messenger RNA of Drosophila ficusphila, 1058 nucleotides long. Its product is annotated as leukocyte receptor cluster member 1 homolog. The transcript is spliced from 3 exons. NCBI's taxonomy places the organism in Eukaryota, Metazoa, Arthropoda, Insecta, Diptera, Drosophilidae. The record is from RefSeq and is a predicted model, not a curated record. Bases 62 to 943 code for a protein of 293 amino acids.
ACUUAUUUCAAUCGAUAUUUUAAUUGAUUAUCGGUUGAACUUUUCCAUCUCUAGAAUCAAAAUGAAUAUUUUGCCAAAGAAACGCUGGCAUGUGCGCACCAAGGAAAACAUUGCCCGCGUGCGCCGGGAUCAAGCGGCUGCCGCAGCGGAAGAGAAAAUCCGCCAGGACAAAUUGGAAUUUGCAGAGAGCGAGGCACGUAUAAACUUUUUGCGUCGACAGUCAGGUCUGCCGGAAAAGGUAUCCUGUCCCAAGGAAACCCCAAAGACUCCGGAAUCCAGCACUGAACCAACGCAAGGAGUAGAUCUCUUUGCAGAUUAUAGAAGCCACGUGAAAACAACCAACAAGGACCUAGAAAAGGAACAAAAGGAGGAGCAGGAGAAGUACGAGAAGCAGAUUGGCUACCUCACCUACUUGGGCCAAGAUACCAACGAAGCGCUUAAAGUGCGUAGUUGGUACGAAGUGGCCCCCAAAAGGCAAGAAGUUGGAGAUCCCAAUACUACAGAAGCCCAUCUCAAGCAAAAGCUACCCCACGAUCCUCUGACGCUUAUCAAUGCCCUGCUUCCGCCUGAAAAGAAGGACCAAAAAAAGGUAAUCAAGAGAAAACGAGAAAGGACACCUACUCCUCCGCGGGAUCCCCCACCUUCCCAUAAAAAGUCUAAAAAACACAAGAAGGAGAAGAAGCAUAAAAAACACAAAAGCAAAAAAGAAUCUAAGGAAAGUCUUUUGACCGCCGAACGACAAAAACGCGAGAAGCUGGAGAGACUGAGAAAGGAACGCCUGCGCCGGGAAACAGCGGAGCGCCAGCGUUCAGAGGCACUUUUUGCGCCAAAGGACUCGGCAGUGCCCGCCAGUGCAGCAUCCACUCCAGCUCCCACGCCCAGAAUCGUACAAAAGUACAAUAGCCAGUUCAAUCCAGAAUUCGCCAAGCAAAAUAUGGUUUAGGACAGGCAUAAAAGUUCAUCGAGUAGAAUCAACAACAUAUACAUAUGUAAUAAUUUAAAUAAUUAUUUUACAUAAGAUUGUUUUUUAAAGAUAAUUUAUUAUUUAAAAUUAAAAU